UGUCCGCUCCGCACACUCUCUCCCUGACCCGCCGCUGCAGCUCCUCUCACCUCCUUCUCUUCAUCCCUUCAUCUCACCUGCAAAGCUCCGGGAACUCCUCGCUCACACGAUGCACUCCGCUCAGAAAGACACCACCUACACCAAGAUCUUCGUGGGGGGUCUCCCGUACCACACCACGGACUCCAGCCUCAGGAAGUACUUCGAGGUGUUCGGGGACAUCGAGGAGGCGGUGGUCAUCACCGACCGGCAGACCGGCAAAUCCAGGGGCUAUGGCUUCGUGACCAUGGCAGACCGGACCUCCGCCGACCGAGCCUGCAAGGACCCCAACCCCAUCAUAGACGGGAGGAAAGCCAAUGUGAACCUGGCCUACCUGGGGGCCAAGCCCCGGGUCAUACAGCCAGGCUUCGCGUUUGGCAUGCCCCAGAUCCACCCAGCGUUCAUCCAAAGACAGUAUGGGAUCCCUGCUCACUACGUCUAUCCUCAGGCCUUUGUCCAGCCCAGUAUGAUGAUCCCUCAUGUCCAAUCCUCUGCUGCUUCAGCGACAGCUGCUGCUGCCGCCACUUCCCCGUACCUUGACUAUACCGGAGCGACAUACGCUCAGUACUCUGCGGCUGCUGCCACCGCUGCCGCCGCUGCAGCUGCCUAUGAGCAGUAUCCCUAUGCGGCCUCACCAGCACCAACGAGCUACAUGACCUCAGCAGGGUACGGAUAUGCGAUGCAACAGCCGCUCGCCACUGCUGCCACCCCAGGAGCUGCUGCUGCGGCUGCGGCCUUCAGCCAGUACCAACCCCAGCAGCUGCAGACAGACCGCAUGCAGUAA
Pleuronectes platessa (European plaice) is the source of this 820-nucleotide messenger RNA. Its product is annotated as RNA-binding protein 24. NCBI's taxonomy places the organism in Eukaryota, Metazoa, Chordata, Actinopteri, Pleuronectiformes, Pleuronectidae. The transcript has 4 exons. The record is from RefSeq and is a predicted model, not a curated record. Gene Ontology annotation, cellular component: cytosol. The coding region runs from base 110 to 820 and encodes 236 amino acids. Gene Ontology annotation, molecular function: mRNA 3'-UTR binding.